Messenger RNA from Penicillium canariense, 1401 nucleotides. Its product is annotated as carbohydrate-binding module family 24 protein. The record is from RefSeq and is a predicted model, not a curated record. NCBI's taxonomy places the organism in Eukaryota, Fungi, Ascomycota, Eurotiomycetes, Eurotiales, Aspergillaceae. Bases 1 to 1401 code for a protein of 466 amino acids. The transcript is spliced from 2 exons.
AUGUGGAUCGGUCCUUUGCUGGCCUUUGCAGCUACGGCUGCAACUGGGGAUACUGUUCCAUUCAUAAUUGCACAUGCACUGCCACGGGGCCUCUCAACGUACCACCGGCUGCCAACACGACUAUCGACGCUGUGUCAACCGUCGGCGGCGAUACUGGACUCUGCAAGUUGGCGUGCCAGCGGGGAUAUUGCCCAAGUUCUACAUGCAGACAACACAAACGUGGACCUCGGCUGCUCGAGCGACGAUGGAUCUGAUCCUGACUGUGCAAAAUCCUCGCCGUGCGAUUUUACCAAGAAAUUCUCCACCCUGGAUGAGCUGGCUGCAGCUCUUGACACGCUAGCACCGGUAUGCGUGGACUAUUAUACGAUAAACGGGCUGCAGACGGUGCUGCAGGAGACGUUGGUAAACUACACCGACAUCACCAACAGCUACGACGACAAGUUUAACGACUACGUCAAGUAUGUCGAAGAGAUGAUCCCUAUCCAGUGGCAGGGCUUAAUGAGCUCUGAUGAGCCCUAUGGCCCUGGUAGCCAGUUCUUUCAAUGUGCCUACUAUCAAAGUAGUCAUAACAAGUCUACAAGCUCCUGUCCUGGCGAUAUCGGUAUCAUGUCGGGUAACUACACGGUCUACUACGAGCUGAUCAACUCAACCCGAUUCAAUGAUAGCGUUACCUCCGACUAUGGCAUUGACACAUCUUGGAUAGAGAUUUGUUCCAGCCUAAAUGACCUGGAUUGCACGCCAGGUAUGGAUGAGACGGGCUGCCUUGCUCUGCACAGCACGUACACGUACAAAGGAUUGCCUGUGAAGGCCCCGCACAGCGCCAUCAGGAUCGCCAAUCCCAAGAAAAUCAUGACGCAGGCCAUGCCUAACGUCCAGAAUAUCAAGGGCCGCCUUUACACGGCACGAAUUCAACUCGCACUUGGGGCAUGGCCCGGCACUACGGACGACCUCGUGCAGUCGCUCUCAGCGGCAGUCUUUAUGCUGAACCAGUCCGUUGCGAGCAUGCAGAACGUGGUGGACGUGGCAUAUUCGUACGAGGAAGCGAAGAAGAAGGAGAUGAUCAACGAAAUUCUGACGGGAGUCCUCUUGCUUGUACCAUUUUUGGGGGAGCUAGAUGCUAUAUCCGAUGUGUUUGUCGGGCUAUCACGGUUGAUCUCGAUGACGGGAGAUGUUGGACUAGGUGCCAGCACUGUCUAUGCUAUCGUUGAGAAUCCCAAUAUGUCUCCUCUGCUCAUUCUAGAGACACUUGUCUUCAGUGGUAUGCGUAGCCCGGAUUCGUUCGUGUCAAUGGGCAAGGCUCGAAGGGGUAUGAGGAAGGAUGAUAUCAAAGGCUUGGGCUCGAAUUUUGCAGCCUUGGAUGAAAAGUUCCAGAAUAUCGUUGCUAAGUGCCUCGCUACAUAA